Messenger RNA from Cynara cardunculus var. scolymus (artichoke), 2029 nucleotides. RefSeq names its product protein TIC 62, chloroplastic. The record is from RefSeq and is a predicted model, not a curated record. The transcript has 14 exons. NCBI's taxonomy places the organism in Eukaryota, Viridiplantae, Streptophyta, Magnoliopsida, Asterales, Asteraceae. Bases 76 to 1818 code for a protein of 580 amino acids.
UAAACAAGAAGAUAUGAACGCUUUCUCUCUCUUUCAUAAACACAUUCUGAAAUUUAAUUUCGAUCAGAAGCAAUAAUGGAGCUUCGGUCGAUUCAAUCGCCUGUCGUUAGUAGUCUAGCUACACAAGGCUUCAUUGAAAAGCAGCAACUCAUAUGCUACCGCCAGCUGAUCAGAUCCUUCGGUACCAAGGGAAUUCUUCACUCAAAUUCUAUCAAGCUUAGACCUGUUCGAUUCAAAGCUCAGGCCUCAAGUGCAGCAAAAACUGGUUCGCAGCCUGCUGACAUGAUUUCAAAAAAUGGUGAAAACGACGGAAAUCUCAUCUUUGUUGCUGGAGCGACUGGCAAAGUUGGUUCGCGAACAGUAAGGGAGCUUUUGAAAUUAGGAUUUAAUGUUCGAGCUGGUGUGCGAAGCACUCAAAGAGCAGAAACUUUGGUGAAAAGCGUGCAGCAGAUGAAACUUGAUGAAGCAUUAUCUGAUGGAAGUCAGCCUAUAGAGAAGCUUGAACUUGUGGAGUGUGACUUGGAGAAACCAGAGCAGAUUAAGCCGGCAUUGGGCAGGGCUUCAACUGUUAUAUGCUGCAUUGGGGCCAGUGAGAAGGAGAUAUUUGAUGUUACUGGACCAUACCGAAUUGAUUUUCAAGCCACAAAAAACCUUAUUGACGCAGCUACUGCUUCAAAGGCAAAACAGUUUAUUUUGGUCACAUCUUUGGGAACAAACAAGUUUGGAUUUCCUGCUGCUGUAUUGAAUUUGUUCUGGGGAGUCCUAUGCUGGAAAAGGAAGGCUGAAGAAGCACUUCUUGCUAGUGGUAUUCCUUACACAAUAGUGAGACCUGGAGGUAUGGAGCGUCCUACCGAUUCUUUCAAGGAAACUCAUAAUCUUACCCUCUAUACAGAAGAUACUUUAUUUGGCGGUUUAGUAUCGAAUCUUCAGGUGGCAGAACUCCUUGCGUUCAUGGCCAAAAACCCUGCUCUCUCUUAUUGUAAAGUUGUGGAAGUAAUUGCAGAAACAACAGCACCAUUGACCCCGAUGGGGGAUCUCCUAGCAAAAAUACCACCUCAACGUGCUGUAACUUACCCACCCAAGGAACCAGAAGCUAGCAAAGAACCUGAGCCUGUCCCCAAGGGCUCCAGUUCAGAGAGUUCAAGCAUUGUCACUGAAACACAAUCCCAGUCAAAACCAGUAUCGGCAAGGCCACUCUCCCCAUAUACUGCCUAUGAAGGCUUGAAACCUCCUGUAUCCCCGAUUCCAACCGCACCUGGUGGCAGUAAGGUAGUAGUAGAAGCAGUAUCUACUUCUGUAGUUUCCGAAACCACCACAACUUCAGAAACCAUAGCUAUUACAGCUGAACCUGCACCAGUGGCUGUAGGAUUGCAAACAACCAGGCCUCUCUCUCCUUAUGCUGCUUAUGAGAACCUGAAGCCACCUACCUCUCCAACCCCAACCCCAAGUGGAUCCAAAGAGACACCAUCUUAUUCCUCUUCUACACCAGAAAUUGCAUCAGAAUCCACUACAAGCGUUGAUAAGAUUGUGGAGAUUGAAGAUGGCGGUGAUGCCAAAGAGGAUCCUCCUCAAACUUUGACUUCCAGUAAUUCACCCUACUAUGUAUAUGACAAUCUAAAACCCCCUACAUCGCCAUCUCCAAGUUCACCAUCGGUAUCACCACCAUCAACGAUCCCUGUAGACAACGGGUCUCCUAGUGCUUCCACACCAGAAAACACCUCAGCUAGCACAGUAGUGAAGCCAAGGCCACUUUCACCUUAUCCCAUGUAUGAAACCUUGAAGCCUCCAAGUUCUCCAAUCCCUUCCACCCCUCAGUAAAUGAUGAGUGGUAUGAAUUCAGAUUUCUUCUGUUAAGAAUGGAAACUGAGUAUAUAUGUAUAGUAGAUCCGGAAUGUAAAAUGAGGCUUUGAGGCAUGUUUAGGCAAACAAUCGAAUUUCACCCCAUUUUUUCAUUGUAAUUAUGAAAUCGGUAUGCAUACAUAUAUGGAUCAUUUCUGUCUCUAACUUCCAAUGCAAUCCAAGUAUAAAA